This is a messenger RNA of Megalobrama amblycephala (Wuchang bream), 4779 nucleotides long. Its product is annotated as interferon-induced very large GTPase 1-like. Gene Ontology annotation, molecular function: GTP binding. Bases 1 to 4779 code for a protein of 1592 amino acids. The transcript has 2 exons. The record is from RefSeq and is a predicted model, not a curated record. Lineage: Eukaryota; Metazoa; Chordata; Actinopteri; Cypriniformes; Xenocyprididae.
AUGAUUAAUGUCAUUACAGGUGUAAACAGAGAGGAGGAGGAGAGGAAAAUUGGUUUAGAAACUGAUGAUUCAUUACAGGAAGAAGACAAGGACACUGGAACAGCUGGAAUCAGAGCCGAUCGAUAUCUACAACAGAAAAAGACUGAAGAAUUACAGCAUCCAUUUCACAGACUUCAUCUUGAGGGCAGGCGGUACAAUAAACUGAGAGCUGCAGAUGUUCUUCAGAUAACUGCACAUUCAUUAAAAUCCCAUGAGUCUUGUGCUGAAGAGGAGUUGAUUCAGACUUUCCUACAAAAACUACUGAUGAUGAACUACAGAGCAAGAUACAUUAAAACUAAAAUGAACAAUGAGGAAGAUCAACAAAGAGACACUGACUCAUCUGAAUAUGAGGAUGAUAUUUUUCAUAAAAUAUAUUUCUGCGAUGAAGAAACAAGUCAGUUUGAUUUCAUUCACCCGAUGGAUGUUCAGAUGGCCGUGUUUCAUUGUGCCGAUGGUUUCCUGAAGCAGCUGAUGGUCACUAAACUGUCCCAGUGUCAGUACGCUCUGCCUCUGCUUGUUCCUGAUCCAUUCACACAACAGAUUGAGUUUCCUCUCUGGACAUUCAGACAAAUCAACAAGAGCUGGAAGAUCAGAAACACCAACAAUGAAAUCAUCAGUCAAACCCAUCCGGUCUACAAGGCACAAACUCCAAUGGUGUUUUUCUUCAGGUUUGGCUCUGUGUCUUCAUCCAAGUCUGAGCUGAUGAACAGUCUGAUCAAUGAGAAACACAACACGUUCUUCCACAGGAACUGCCCAGGCAGCAGCAGAACCAGAGUCCUGAUGGAUGGAGUGGUGGAGAUCGCCUGGUUCUGCCCCUCUGGAUCAUAUGAUGAUAAAUUCACUGACUGUGUUGCGUUCUGUAAUCUACACGGUGAUGCAGGAGACCAUGAGAAACAGCUGCAGAUCCUCACUGAAAUGAGCUCAGUCAAUGUUGUUCUGCUAUCUCAACUGGACAGAAAUGAUAGAAACAUGAUAAAACUUCAACAACUCUACAAGGACUCAAAGCCACUCAUUUGUCUUCUUACUGAGAAUGAAUCUGCAGUAAAUGAGAUGAAGAAAGGGAAAUUCAAAAUUGGUCUGAAAGACAGAAAUAAGUCAGAUGUAUCUGAAGAACUCAAAAAAGCUAUAAAUGAUUGUGUCUCAGAAUCAUCUUCUACUUUCAGACUUGAAGAUGUGUCCAAACACUCAUACAUCAGAGUAGAUGAGGAAGAUGAUGAAGACUGCAGGAGAGGAAGAGAAGCAGCACAGCAGAUGAUGAGUUUACUGGAGAAGAAAGAUCUGACAGAAAUCAAAGAAUCAGUUCUGCCUCAUCAGGGGAAACUGUGGCAUCAGUGGAGUCAGAAAAACAAAGAACUACAUCGACCUCGAGGAGAUGAGACUGAAAUGGAUAUAAGUAGAAAAACAGAAAUAAAGGAAAUACGUGAACAACAGAAUAAAUUAGACAUCAGUGAGUUUAUUAAGUACUUCAUUGAAAAAAUGACCUCAGAUUAUAAACAUAAGAUUUUUUUCCUCAAAUGGCUCACAAUCCUCCUGGAUGAAUAUACAUCAGCUGACCUUUCUUAUCUUCAUCAAAAGAAUCAUGAAAAAUGGUCAACAGACUUAAAACUGAAAGACAAUGACAAAUGUGAAGAACAACGAACUGCACUUGAGAGAAUAUCUGAGGAACUUCAAGCUGCAGCCUUUGGUUUGGAGCACAUCAUGAGGGAGAUCGGUCAGAUCUAUGAAUCAUGUUCAUCUGUGAAGAAGAACAAGAAAGACGUGCAGUUUGACUUCUCUUCUCUCCCGAGUCUUGCAGCAGAGAUGAUGAUCUCUGGAUUUCCACUGGAGCUGAUGGAUGGAGAUGCUGCUCAUGUUCCUGUGAGCUGGAUCUCUGCUGUUCUAGAUGAACUCAUCCAGAAACUGGGAGACCAGAGAGUCUUUGUGCUGUCAGUUUUAGGGAUUCAAAGCUCUGGGAAAUCCACCAUGCUGACUGCCAUGUUUGGACUCCAGUUUGCCGUCAGUGCUGGCAGGUGCACCAGAGGAGCUUUCAUGCAGCUGGUCAAAGUGUCAGACGAGAUGAAAACACAGAUGAAGAUUGACUAUAUUCUGGUUGUUGAUACUGAGGGUCUUCGUGCUCUAGAACUGGCUGGAAAAUCAACAAGACAUCAUGACAAUGAAUUGGCCACAUAUGUUGUUGGUCUUGGAAAUCUGACCUUGAUCAACAUAUUUGGAGAAAACCCAUCUGAGAUGCAGAACAUUCUUCAGAUUGUUGUUCAGGCCUUCCUGAGGAUGAAGAAGGUCAAACUGAAUCCUAGCUGUGUGUUUGUGCAUCAGAACGUUUCAGACGUGACAGUUGGAGAGAAAAUCAUGGAGGGAAGGAGACGACUGCAGGAGACACUAGAUAAGAUGACUAAACUCGCUGCUGAAGAGGAAGUUUAUGAUGCAGAAUGUUUCAGUGAUGUCAUUGCAUUUGAUAUAGAGAAUGAUGUGAAGUAUUUCGCUCAGCUCUGGGAGGGCAGCCCACCGAUGGCACCACCAAACCCAAAGUACUGUGAGAUUAUUCAAGAACUAAAGGAAACUAUAAUGUCUAAAGCCUCAAAACCACAUGGAAUGAUGCUAAAAGACUUUAAAGACCGUAUUAAAGAUCUCUGGGAGGCUUUACUGAAUGAACGAUUCGUCUUCAGCUUCAGAAAUUUUCUGGAGAUUUCAGCCAACAGGAAACUGGGGACCGAAUACAACAAGUGGUCCUGGAGUCUCCGCAGUGCCAUGAUGGAAAUUGAGAACAAACUACACAACAAAAUAGAAAAUGAAGCAAUUCAUGAGGUUGAGGAAACUGAUCUUCAAAGAGAACUGAAGACAACAAGUAAAGAAGUGGAGAAAUCAAUGUCAGAAUUUUUUGAGAAAGACAAAGAUAAAGAUAUACUGAUUCAGUGGAAAACAUCAUUUGAAAUCAAAAUCAAAGAGCUUCAGGAAAACAUUGUGAGAGAAACAAAGAGGAAAUUAAAUGGGAUUCUUCAGCAGCGAGACCUGAAGAAAAUGAUUGAUGCUUUGAGGAUAAAUCAUGAAAACACUCUCUAUGAAAAGAGCAAAGAACUUGCCUUAAAACUCAAAGACAUUGAUGAAGAGACACUGAAGAAAGAGUUUGAUCUGUUUUGGGAAAAGAGUGUGAAGAUGAUCGUUAGAGACACUCCUGUAAUCAGAGACACUGACAUAAUGAGAGAUGUGGGAGAGAUCCUCAGUGACAUCUACAAAAGUGCUUCUAAAGAUCAUUGGAAGGAGGGCUGUGAGUACAACAAUAUUUUCACUGUGCCAAGUUAUUUUAAUUAUGUUAUUAUCAAAAAGUAUCAAUUAUUUGGAUUUGCUCAAACUCUUUCUAAAGAGGAUGAAGCCCAAAUAAGAUCAUUAGUCACAGAUGUUGCUCUACAGACAGACAAAAUGAUUCAGUCAUUUAACAUUUCAAAGAUGGGCUACAAUAUCAGCUGCAUUCAACAACUCAUAGAUUACAUCAAGAAGAGAGUAACAGAACAUCAGGACGGACCAGUGAAUUAUGAGUUCAAGAAACAAUUCUUCAUGGAUUUAGUUCCCUCUAUCUGUAAGAGGGCAAACAAGAUGAUCACUGACCAACACAGACUGUUCAAGGAAGCCAAUGAUCCUGUAAUAUAUGUAGAGAAGAAGAGAGAAGAGUACUAUAGUAUUUUCCAGAAAUACUGUCAUGGAGCAACAUCAGCUGCCAUUUUUGGUAAGAUAAUCUGUCAGAAACUUAAAGAGCCCAUUGAGCAGAGUGUCUACAAGAAGAUUGCCAGAGAUCUGAAGGAUGAAAUUAUGAAGAACUAUGAAUCACUGAAUGGAAACAGAUCAAACCUGGAGAAACACAUCCUGAAGACACUGGCAGAAGAGGAGCAUUUUGACAAAUACAUGAGCUACAUUCAAAAUCCCAGAGAUCACUUCAAGAGCUUCAUCAGAGAUGAAGUCAGUCGGUACAUCACUGAUAAGUUCAGUGUCAGUGUUUUACCCAAGAUGAAGGAGAACAUUGAACUCCUGCAGCAGAAGAUCAUGAAAGCAGCACAUGAAUCUACUAAACAUGUUCAAGUGAACAGAGGAGAUGUUGGUUUGUGGUUGAGGAGUUUCACACUGCAGCUCUCAGAUAAGUUGAUCUUCUCUGAAAAAGACCUCAGUGGAGUGAAACAUGAUGAUGUUGAUGAUUUAAACCUUCUAGCAGAUGUGAUAAGACAAGAACUUCCUGUAGUUGUUUCAGAUGUAAGCACUAAUUUCUAUGACUUUCAGUGGAAACAGGGCUGUAAGGACAGGCCAGAUGAGCUUCUGAUUGAUCGCUUCUGCCAGUGCUGUUGGGUUCAGUGUCCGUUCUGUAAAGCCACCUGCACCAACAAUAUAGAAAACCAUGAUGGAGAUCACAGUGCUCCUUUCCACAUAGUGAGAGGAAUUCAUGGACGGCAUUACUCUCAAACACAGAAUCUCUGUGCUGAUAUUUGCACAAAUUUAGUGGCAAGUGAUCGCCUUUGUUCUACACCAUAUGGAAGGUUACCCUGGAAAGAUUACAGAAGAGCAGGAGGAGUUUAUGCAGACUGGAGCAUCACCCCUGACCUUUCUGAACUGCCCUACUGGAAGUGGUUUGUGUGCAAAUUCCAAAAAGAUCUGGAGAAAUACUACAAUAGAACAUUUGAGGGGAGCGGUAAGAUCCCAGAUGAAUGGAGAAAAUAUUUAAAACAGGAUGCUAUUGAGAGUUUGGAUAAAUACAUCUAG